AUGGCCCCAGGCCUCUUCUCCCGGCGCUCCUACGACGCCGACGCGCCCGCCUAUGCCGCCGUCCGCGGAAGCACCUCCCCGCGCGCCCCAGCACACAGCGAUAGCGACGUUACCGAAGAUGAAGAAGAAGCUGGCGGCGAGCGGGACAUGGAGGUUCUUCGCGAGGAGGAGGAGCGCGAGAAGCUGCUGUCGGGUGGGCAGGGGCUGUUUGGGAGCAUCGGCCGCAAGGUGGGGAAUGGGAGCAUCAAGAUUGGAAAGAAGGUUCGUGGCAUGGGGCGCCGGAAGGGCGUAAGGGAGGUGGUGGCUAUGAUGGGCGGGAAGCGGCUGGGGAUGGAGGAAGGGGGGGAGUUUGGCAUUGGGACGGGGAGUGACACGGGGAGUGAUAGCGAGAUUGAGGAGGAUGAGCUGCUGGCGGAGAAGUUGGCGUAUGAGAGGAAGCCACGAAAACCGAAUGGCCGUUCCAUGCUCCUCGUCACCAGCAUGCUGCUGACCUUCCUGAUGCUUCUCAUAUUCGCCUCUCUCUCACUCUCCUCUCACAGCACCUACCCCAUCAACCCACGGCCCGCUACGCUCUCCAACGGCACACACGCCUUCCGCCCCACCACUAUCCUCAUCUCCCUCGACGGCUUCCGCGCUGACUUCCUCUCGCGGCACCUCACACCCACACUCACCGCCUUCGUCGCCUCCGGGCUCUCCCCGCGGUUCAUGACGCCCAGCUUCCCCAGCGUCACCUUCCCCAACCACUGGACGCUCGUGACCGGCCUUUACCCCGAGUCCCACGGUAUCGUCGGCAACAGCUUCUUCGACCCCACCAUCGAGAAGGAGUUCUACUACACCGACCCCGCACGCUCCCACUCCGUCUCCUGGUGGGGCGGCGAGCCCAUCUGGUCCACCGCCGAAAAGCAGGGCGUCAAGACCGCCGUGCACAUGUGGCCUGGAUCCGAGGCCGCCGAUGGCUGGGGAAUCUCCUACCUCGACCGGUACAACGGGUCCGAAGUCCUCUCGCGCAAGACGGACCGCAUCCUCCAGCUCCUCGAUAUGGGCCUCGUUGACCGCCCGCAGCUGGUCGCCGCAUAUGUUCCCAACAUUGACUCCGUGGGCCACAAGUACGGGCCCAACACUACGCAGACUGACGACGCGAUCCGCUCUGUUGACGCUAUGUUCGCGGAGCUGCUGAAGGGACUGGAUGCCCGUAAUAUUACGGAGCUUGUUAAUAUCGUUGUGGUCUCAGACCACGGCAUGGCGAGCACGGCUAACGACCGCCUCAUAUAUCUCGACGACAUCAUUGACAUGUCGCAAAUCAGCCACACCGACGGCUGGCCGCUGUACGGUCUGCGUCCCGCGCCAGGUGUCAACAUCUCGCAGCUGCACGCAACACUUAAGUCUGAAGUGGCCGCCAACGCCGCCAAGGGCGAGCACAAUUGGGACGUCUUCCUGCGCGACGAAGACAUGCCUGGCCGCUGGCACUUCUCCGCGAAUCCACGGAUCGCACCACUCUGGAUCGUCCCCGAGACGGGCUACGCCAUUGUCACCAGAAAGGAAUUCGACGUGAAGACGGCUCCACUGGGGGCAAAGUAUGCGCCGGCAGGCUUACACGGGUAUGAUAAUACGCACCCGCUGAUGCGCGCGGUAUUUAUUGCGCGGGGGCCGUCGUUUAGGCAUUUGCAUGGUAGCGGGGGCGCGUGGCGGCUGGAUGAGCAUGAUGGUGGUGAAGUGGCGGGGGUGAAGGCGGGGGUGGUGGAAGAGUUUGGCAAUGUCGAGGUGUAUCGUAUGCUGUGCGAUACAUUGGGGCUAAAGGAAGGUGCAGGAGGCAGCAAUGCGACGUUGGCAGGUAUUGAAGCGCUAAGACUUGUCAGUGAUGAGGAGGAGCCCGCGGCGAAGGAGGACGAGGAGAAGGGGGGAUCGGGAGAGCCAAAGCUCCCAGUCCCAAGUGGCGUUGCGGCGACGAAGACACAGACGCAGACACAGACGCAGACCACAGCGGCGGUGAUGCCGACGGCGACAAAGCUGCCGACAGAUAGCACGGCGGACGAGGACUCGGAGGCGAAUAAGCAGGCGAUGGACUGGCUUGAGUACGUCAAGAUGAAGGCCGAGAAGCUGAAGGAUGCGCUGAAUAAGUGGUGGGAGGGCGUGUGGGUGGAUGAGGGGGCGGAUAUCGAGGUUAGUGGGUAG
Molecule: messenger RNA, 2172 nt
Organism: Morchella sextelata
Lineage: Eukaryota; Fungi; Ascomycota; Pezizomycetes; Pezizales; Morchellaceae
Exons: 2
Coding region: 1-2172 (723 amino acids)
Biological process (GO): nucleoside triphosphate metabolic process
Molecular function (GO): nucleoside triphosphate diphosphatase activity; ribonucleoside triphosphate phosphatase activity
Source: RefSeq, a predicted model, not a curated record